AUGAAUUUAGACGACGAUCCAGGUGGAAGAUUUCCAAAAAUUGUAAGAAAUUACGAUGUGACACGUGAAAGCAUUGAAGCUUUAUCUCAUUUGAAGAAAAUGACCAUUGAGCAAAACGAAAAAAAUUCGAUUUAUUCAUAUUUUCGUUGUUCACAACAGAAGCCAUUAUUACCACCAACUCCACCUCCAAAUAAGACUAUACCACAGGACGAAAAUUUCGAAAACAUUAAUCGAUCGGAUCGAUCAUGUCUAAAAAGAUAUCAUAGAGUUUCAACGGAAAAAUCUAAGAGCACUGAUAAUCUGAGAAAAUGUAUUAGGGAAAUCACUAUCGAAAAGAAUGAUAAUGAUCAUACAGCCAAUUUACCGCAGCCAACCAAUCAUACUUCAAGUGGAAAUCCUACAAAAAAGCGAGUUGUUUUUAAAACCAUGGAGGAUGACUUUUCUGCUGGAAUUCAAAUCGCUCCGAAAACAAAGAAUUAUCGCUCUAGUGAAGAGGGCGAUGAGUCAUCAGCACUAAUAGCGAGUUAUGGAUUUAAACCAAAUAAAUCAUCUGUUCAAAGAAUACAUCCAAUCCAACUCAUUAACCAUAAUGAUCAAGAAGUGAUGAAUCGAAAAGUCAUCACUGAUCAAAUUGGUCAAAGAAGUUAUAGGCCAAUCCGAAUUUUCGUGAAAGAUGAUGUAAGUCAAACAAAGAAAAUACCGAUACGAACACGAUCAUAUGAUGAUUUGCUUGACGAUGAGAAAUAUUUGCCGAGAAACAGUGAAUAUUUCAUGAGUGAUUACUACAAUUCUUUGGAUAAAACUCGUUGGCAAAGUAGUACUUUUAAUCAACAAAUGAUGUCCAAAGAAUCCUGUGUGAAAAACAACGUUCAAAAAACGUUGACAACGAGAAUUGUCCAAUCAUUCCCUACAUCACCUUCAAUUAAACACUCUACAGAGUUAAUGAAAGACGGUGAGAAAUAUAAAGAACAUGAACAUAUUUGGAAAGUGCCUGAACUUAUAGAAACUGUGGAUUCUCGAGAAUGGAAGCAAAUUGUUACUCAACAACGACUGCCAAGUCCAGGAGAUUCAAGCAGUAAAAAUACAGUAGAUGCUGAUUUAAGGCUUCGGUUGUCGCCGAAGGCAAAUGAGGAAAACAAAAUUCUGUACUCCAAAAACUGCCAUUUCAGUGGCGUUUCGAAACUAUCUAGCCAUUAUUUUCCUCGUAAUAAUAGUGCUAAUGCUCCACACAACAACAAAUCUGAAUGCAAUGCUAAAUAUUCCAAAGAUCAGUCACAUUCGCUUAUCAGUAAUCAUUGGAUGAUUAAAGAAUCUGAGAGUCCAAAGCGACUAAUUGAACAGCUACGUCAACCAACCAUAGAAAUUUCUGUGAAUUCAUAUUCUUGUAAGUUACAUGGAAUUUUAGCUGAAGUAAACGGCAGCUUAUCGCGAAUGAAAACAAAUGAACAAGUGGUUUCAGUUAGUGGAAAACAUAAGUGUUCGCAUUGCUAUGCUGAACUAGGCAUGUCUUGCAUUUUACAUAUUUAUUCUUUUACUAUUAUUAUUGUCGUCAUUAUUAUCAUUACUGUUAGUAAUAUUGGUGUUGCUAUAAUCACAGUCACUGAGAUAAAAACGAAAAAAGGUCGAGGUGCAGCUAUGAUAAUUGAAUCACUGAAUUUAUUCUAUCAUUUAAGCUGUUUUCGUUGUUAUGUUUGCAACAAAACAUUGGGCAAUGGUACAAAAGGUGCGGAUGUACGUGUUCGUGAUGAUAAACUUCAUUGUCAAACUUGCUAUAGUAAUGAUGAUGCAGGGCUUGCUGGAUUAAAAUUAUCGAUGUCUACGUUGUUACUAAUAGACAGUUUAAGAAGCCCUAUACCCUAUACUAGCCGUUAG
Messenger RNA from Dracunculus medinensis (Guinea worm), 1872 nucleotides. The record is from the annotation of a GenBank genome assembly. Lineage: Eukaryota; Metazoa; Nematoda; Chromadorea; Rhabditida; Dracunculidae.